Xyrauchen texanus (razorback sucker) is the source of this 2595-nucleotide messenger RNA. Its product is annotated as peroxisome proliferator-activated receptor gamma-like. Bases 172 to 1785 code for a protein of 537 amino acids. The transcript is spliced from 7 exons. The record is from RefSeq and is a predicted model, not a curated record. NCBI's taxonomy places the organism in Eukaryota, Metazoa, Chordata, Actinopteri, Cypriniformes, Catostomidae. Gene Ontology annotation, biological process: negative regulation of transcription by RNA polymerase II; cell differentiation; negative regulation of inflammatory response. Gene Ontology annotation, cellular component: nucleus. Gene Ontology annotation, molecular function: RNA polymerase II cis-regulatory region sequence-specific DNA binding; nuclear receptor activity; zinc ion binding.
CUGACUCCAGCAUAUGUAACCUAAUACAUAUAAUCCCAAACCUGUUGAACACCGCUGCUGUAGAGGGAUAAAGUAAGCACGCGCGGAUAGCGGGAAAAAUCCAGCAAACCAACAUCAGGAGGAAACAUAAUCUUUGGCGUCAUUGAGCACCUUCAAGAGAUCCCCACAGAUAUGGUGGACACGCAGAUGUUUGCCUGGCCUGUGGGGUUUGGUCUGAGUGCUCUUGAACUGGAGGAACUUGACGAUAGCUCACACUCAAUGGACAUGAAGCCCUUCUCCACGCUGGACUACGCGACUAUAUCCGGCAUCGAGUAUGAACCGAGCCGGCCACAGAACGAGAUGCCACACAUGAUGGAUCUAACACACAUGUACAACUACAGAACGCAAGAGAACUACAGGGCACACGAGAGCAUCUUCAGAGCUUCUGAGAGCAACUACAGAGGGCUAGAAGGCAACUACAAAGGGCAAGAGGGCAACUAUAGAGGCCAUGAAGGCAACUACAGAGGGCAAGAUAGCAGCUACUCUGAAGAGAGCAACUACAGUGUACAAGAAUCCCUAAAUUCAAUCAAACUUGAACCUGAGUCUCCUCCACAGUUUGCAGAGAACAGCUUGUCAUUUUCCAAACCUCAUGAAGACCCAUCCACCUCAGUGUUAAAUAUUGAGUGUCGUGUGUGCGGAGACAAGGCCUCUGGCUUCCAUUAUGGUGUUCAUGCCUGUGAGGGCUGCAAGGGAUUCUUUCGUCGAACCAUUCGGUUGAAGCUUGUCUAUGACCACUGCGACCUGCACUGCCGCAUCCACAAGAAGAGUCGCAACAAGUGCCAGUACUGCCGUUUUCAGAAGUGCCUCAUGGUUGGCAUGUCACACAACGCCAUUCGUUUUGGACGGAUGCCCCAAGCCGAGAAAGAAAAGCUCUUGGCAGAGUUCUCCACUGACAUAGAUCACAUCCACCCAGAGUCAGCCGAUUUCAGGGCCCUGGCCCGGCAUCUGUAUGAAUCCUAUAUGAAGUACUUCCCCCUGACCAAAGCCAAGGCCAGGGCCAUACUCUCAGGAAAGAACAACGACAAUGCACCUUUCGUUAUUCACGACAUGAAGUCCCUGAUGGAAGGAGAGCAGAUGAUUAACUGCAGACAGAUGCCCUUACAGGACCACCGGAAAGCCGACAUGGGCAUCAUGCAUGAGGUGGAGCUUCGUUUCUUCCACAGCUGCCAAUCGCGUUCGGCCGAGGCCGUCAGCGAAGUCACCGAAUUCGCAAAGAGCAUCCCCGGCUUCGUGAACCUAGACUUGAACGACCAAGUGACGCUUUUGAAGUAUGGUGUUAUUGAAGUUCUCAUCAUCAUGAUGGCACCUCUCAUGAACAAAGAUGGCACGCUCAUCUCAUAUGGCCAGAUCUUCAUGACCCGUGAGUUCCUCAAGAGCUUGCGCAAGCCCUUCUGUGAAAUGAUGGAGCCCAAGUUUGAGUUUUCUGUCAAAUUCAACAUGUUGGAGUUGGAUGACAGUGACAUGGCACUGUUCCUGGCUGUUAUCAUCUUGAGUGGAGAUCGACCAGGAUUAUUGAAUGUCAAGCCCAUUGAAGACCUGCAGGAGACUGUUCUUCAUUCUCUGGAGCUCCAGCUGAAGAUUAACCAUCCAGACUCUCUCCAGCUGUUCGCAAAAGUUUUACAGAAGAUGACUAAUCUACGACAGCUGGUGUCUGACCAUGUUCAGUUGAUCCAGCUACUGAAAGAGACUGAGGUUGACUGGUGCUUACAUCCACUGCUGCAAGAGAUUAUAAGAGACUUGUACUAGUUUGUGGUUUGCUGAUUUUGAGUUUUUAAUCUAAUGCUAGAGGGUGAUGUUUUUCACUGUUUAAAACCAUAGUCGACAGAGAAACUAGAACAGAGUGUAACUUGUUUGGCAGUAACCGCUUUUGUCUUUCGAGACAAAAAGUGUCGUUCGGUGCCCAUUGCAAGGUCCCUAGUUAAAGAGGGCCGAACCACUGCGAAUAUGUUUUACCAGGUGAAAUAAAACCGCACUUUUUUGCAGGCCUAGUCAUUACAGAUAAAGCCAUGGACAUAAAAGUGAAACUCCAUUUUUAAUAGAAAAAACAAACAUAUAGAUAAUAUGAUUGAUUUUCAGCUAUUAUAGGCAAGUGCCACCUAUAUGUCCAUUAAAGUAGGACUGCAAUUAAAGUUACUUGUUUUUGUCCGAGAACUGAAAACCUUAACAAACUAAAUACAUUCUGCAUCUACUAUUUUAUGUACCAAAGAAUUGUACCCUGUAUGAAAGGUAAAACUGAAUUUGUACAGUAAGUAUGCAGCAUAAAUUAGCCUACACACCAAAUUUUAUCACAAGUGAGUAUUCACACUUCAUAUUUUUUUAUUUUACUUUUACGUUGAGAAAAUUAAACACUUUCUAAGAUUCUUUCCAAAGAUUUGUUUUUGCCUGAAAUUCAAAUGUUGUCUUUUAGAUUUGUGUUUUGGACAUCUUUUAUGUAGAUACUAGGAUGGACUUUUUUAUUAUUAUUAUUCUUUCUAGUUCUCAGUCAGGAAUUAAAUGUUUUUUUAUAUAUAUAAUUUUUUUAAUCAUUCCAAAGUCUUAAUUUCUGACUUUUAUUCC